CUCAUUGCGUUUACCAAAAAGGGGCAGUUCUGCUUUCAGUGGCUCACUUCGUGGAUGAUAAAUCCUCACAGACUUCCCGUUAAAGGCUCACUAACUGCUAUGGAGCCGUCCGCGGCUAUGGGCUGUGUGAACAUUGGCAGUCUGACCAGCACCUUGCCGGUGAUCCCCUACCAGAAGCUGACAGACCUCUACUACCUGAGCAGGGGGGGCUUCGGCACCGUGUUCAAGGCACAGCACUCCGACUGGAGGACCACUGUGGCCAUCAAGUGCCUGAAACUCGACUGUCCUGUUGGAGAAAGAGAGAGGAACUGCCUGCUGAAGGAGGCAGAGGUGCUCCACAAGGCCAGGUUCAACUACAUCAUCCAGAUCUUUGGCAUCUGCAAUGAGCCCGAGUUCUUCUGCAUAGUCACAGAGUUUAUGAGCAAUGGCUCUCUGGACCUGUUGCUCCACGAGAAGGACAUGUACCCUGGGCUUGCCUGGCCUUUGCGACUCAGGAUUCUGUAUGAAAUUGCCCUGGGGGUUAACUUCCUUCACAACAUGAACCCACCGCUCCUACAUCAUGACCUAAAGACACAGAACAUACUGUUGGAUGGGGAAUUUCAUGUGAAGAUUGCAGACUUCGGCCUUUCAAAGUGGCGGCAGCUGUCCGUCAGUAAAGGCUCAGGGUCCAAGCCCACAGAAAUGGGGGGCACAGUGAUCUACAUGCCCCCUGAGAGGUACGAGCCAUCCAAGAGCCGCCGGGCCGAUGUGAAACAUGAUAUGUACAGCUAUGCCAUCAUUAUGUGGGAAGUGCUGUCCAGGCAGAUUCCGUUUGAAGAGGUGACCAACCCCAUGCAGAUCAUGUUUAGUGUGCUUCGUGGGAUGCGUCCUGAUACGAGUCUGGACAGUCUGCCCGCUGACAUCCCCAGCAGAGAAACCCUUAUUUGUUUAAUGACCUGCGGCUGGACCUCUAACCCUGAUGAACGCCCUUCCUUCCUCAAGUGUUUGAUUGAGCUGGAGCCCAUGGUGAGGAAGUUUGAAGAAAUUGACUUCCUGGAGGCCGUGUUGGAGAUCAAGAGGUCAAAGUUAAGGCGGGGAUCAGGCUGUUGUUCAGCCCGGUCAAUGUGUGAGAAGAGGAGUGAGGAGGGACCCUUGAACAUGCUGAAGGACAGGCCCAGCCCCUGGCCGGAGAGCUCCACCUCAGGCUCCGGCUCUUGUUCCUCCCAGGACACAGACAUAUCUCUACCAGGCCCCCUCACUGUCAGCAAUGUGGCACCCUCUAAAGAGGGGCUUCCAGUGUCAUUCUUAGCUCAUACUCUGGAGCCUCCUGAGUCUUUGAAGGAUCACAACAAUCUGAACGACCAGAUUGCCAGACCCAUAAAUGAUUUGAACAAAACCAUCGAAACAGGCCAGCACGUCACUGAUUACGAGACACGGUUGAAUAACGUUACCCUCAAGCCGCAGCCUCAGCAACAAGAUUGCUCUCCUCCCUUGCGGCACUCUCCUCCCUUGCGGCACUCCCCUCCCUUACAAGGCCCAAUCGCCCAGUGGAUUGCAACGCGGCGCGAGGAUAUCAUCUCCCAGAUGACAGAGGCCUGUCUGAACCAGAGCUUGGACGCCCUGCUUGCCCGCUCCAUGCUGAUGCGAGAGGAUUAUGAACUGGUGAUGAACCAGGCCACGCGCACCGCCAAGGUCCGUCGGCUCCUGGACAACUGUCACCGGCACAACGAAGACUUCUGUCGCAUCGUCGUCCGCAAGCUGCAUGACAACAAGCAGAUGGGCCUUCAGCCGUAUCCGGCUGAAAUCAGCUCGCCUACCACAGCCCUGCAGCCCAGCGCUCCGCCGCUUUCCAUCUCCUACAAUAUCCCCAGGAUCAUGUAGCAUCAAUUACGGCCAAACGAUAAACAAUCCAGAUUAUAAACUUAUAGACCAACUUUACACUACACUUACUGUUCCGUUGUCAUCAGGAUGGUCUACAUGGUUCUCAUUCGUCUUUCCCUCAGUGAGACUAAGGAACAGCUGGUUGAGCAAAAUGAGUCACAGGUACAAAACUAAUGGCUUUGAAAUUAAAUUCCACUCAUCAACUAGAGACAAAAGGUUUUAUUCUGUAUAAUCAGAAUCAAAAGAUUUUGACUGAAUCAGUGAUUUUAUUUAACAAUGUUAUGGAUUUAAUGAGGUGAUUUAUUUAUAGUCCCAUUCAUUCAUUCAUUCAUUUUGAGUGAAUGCAGGGUCUCUUUCCUCUCUCUGUUUGGUACAUUAUGCUUUUGUCUGCAAAGCUCAGUUACCAUUCUCUAAAAAAACCCAAUUAUGUAGCCCUGUGUGUGUGCGUCUGUGUGUGUGCGUGUGUGUGUGAGAGUGUGAGUGAAGCCUUAUUUGUAGAAUGCAAACAUCCUCAAUACACUCUGAGUAAGUGACAGGAGGACUGUUAACAUGCUGGUAAACGUGCAUUAAGUCUUUGUAUUGAAGCAAAUGACUUACAUUAAGUGAGACAAUGUAUAGACAAGUGUUGUGCAAGGAUGAGCUAUUGAUAGCAAUCUAACUAUGUGGUCUAUGAGUUGUGAUUUUGGUAGACUGUGUUCAUGUCAUCAUGGAAAGUUUUUUUUUUCCCUCCGCUUUUUUUACUGCUGAGCUAAAGAGAGUCACUGGGACGUAGAGUAAAGAGGAAGCUGAGAUUGUAAUAUAACACCCAGAAUGAGCGGGAUGCGUGUGUCUGCAUGUCUGUCUAGAUUCAAAGGGGACCAAAGUAAUCUGCCCUCGGAUUUCUUUUGGUGUCCUCAAUAGUGGCCUCACCUCUCAGUAUUCUUAAUAACACUUCAGACUAGUUCGAUUUUGCACAUUUAAAGUUUAUCCAUGGGCUCUGAGCUACGAUUGAAAAAUAAAGGUCACAUUUUUGAUCGUACUCAGCUUCUCAACAGAAGCAUAAGACAACUGCAACAUGUGAACGGAGAAGAUUAAACCUGCUCUGCUUGUAGCAAACCUUUAGUUUACCUUCUGUAUGAAGUUUAAACCGUCACUCUGCUCAGUUUGUCACUCUUGACUUAUACAACUUUUUCUACUCUAGCUGUGCUUCCUAAUCUUCUCACAACACCUGUUUAUAAAAUAACUCAUAAAGACAGUAGCACCAGUAUUCACCAGUGUAUAAAUAGGAGUAGCCGCCGGGUUUGUUGUUGCGUCAUUCAUACAUACAUACAGCAUUAUGUUCUUUGUGCCAAACAAAGUUCAGAAACAAAAUUAUUUUUAUGGUACAGUUAUUACUUUCAGUCCUCUUUACAGCUUGUGUGUAAAUGUGUGUGUGUGUGGAAUAAGACUGCAGCUAAUGAUUAUCAUUGAUUAACUGGACAAUUAUUGUCUUGUUUUCGGGUCUUAAAAAUGUCCACUCUUUCCCAGAGACCAAAGUGACAUUUUCAAUUUGUUUGAUUUGCUGAUCAGCAGUCCAAAACCCAAAUAUGUUUAAUUUACUGUCAUAGAACCAACUAACAUUCACAUUUGAGAUACUGGAACCAGUGAAUUUUUUGAUUAAUCGUUUCAUACCUGAGUGUAUGUUGUGUAUGUGCAUUUAAUUUCACAUUAAGGGCCUUUCUGUCUUACUGUCACUGCUUCCACUUCCACAAAUGGGUGCUUUAAAUUAAUGUAGCUGUGGCGUUUACUGCCUGUACCUGAUCUCUAAAGAAUAACCUUUGUUUUGUUGACUUUUAUCUAAGUAAAUGCACUUCAUCCUUUUUAUUAUGUGGAUACAUAUGUUACCCACCAUUAUGUCAAUGAUAAUAAGUAAAUUGCUGUUCAAUAAAGGAUGUACAUCAUUCUUAGUGACAGCAGAUCUUACUCAGUGGUAUUAUGUCAUUUAAAUGACAACAGGAAGGCCAAGCAAGGUCGAUAUGCUUCCAUAAUGUUGGACUUUUACCUUGUCUUUGAUAACUGUGCCUCAUAUUCUGCUUUGGUCUCAACUAUAGUAAUGUGCAAAAGCCUUUUACACACAUAUCAAGCAAAGUUGAGUAAAAUGGUACAGAUUUGAUAGCCUAAAUAUGUUGUAACAUAUUUUGUACUGUAGAUGUUAAGUGAUGAUUUUAAAUUCAUAGAAUUGCCUUCUGCAAAAUACCGGCCUGAUUUAGAGCCCGUCAUUAUCACUGUUAGUUGAUCAAACAAUAAUAUAAUGUGUUACAUAAAGUUCAGUUGAUGUGUAACUGUGGUUUCAACAGAAACUAGGAUUUUUCAUAAACUGUAUCAAACUCUUCAAUAAAAUAGGUUCUGUUUGUACUAA
Dicentrarchus labrax (European seabass) is the source of this 4237-nucleotide messenger RNA. RefSeq names its product receptor-interacting serine/threonine-protein kinase 2. The coding region runs from base 55 to 1860 and encodes 601 amino acids. The record is from RefSeq and is a predicted model, not a curated record. Gene Ontology annotation, molecular function: ATP binding; JUN kinase kinase kinase activity. Lineage: Eukaryota; Metazoa; Chordata; Actinopteri; Moronidae. Gene Ontology annotation, biological process: protein phosphorylation; regulation of apoptotic process; positive regulation of canonical NF-kappaB signal transduction. The transcript is spliced from 11 exons.